UUCAUGCUAAUAUCUCAGCCAUUGAUAAUGUUGAAACAAAGGCCAUCAUGGCUAGUAUCAUGUGAGACAUUUUGCUGUUUAUUAGCUUCAUUGUUUCCUAAAGCAUUUUUCACAUCGGUAAUAACCUGGUCAAUAUUUGUAUUAAUAUUCAUUUGUGAUCAAGAUUAUAUUGCAUCACAAUAUGAUAAACCAGUAUUAGCAUCAUGUAUAAGUAUUGGUGGAAUAUUAUUGUUCUUUUUAUGUGUGUAUACUUAUUAUAAAACUAUUUGGGUGGGUGCUGGUUCACCACUUGAUUUUAAUAUCCUCAAAUUGCCAUCAAUCGAUUAUAUUUCUUCAAACCCAUAUGAGAAUACUUCAAUUUCGGUAAAUAAUGAUCAAGAUGAUUUACCUGAACAACUGAGAAGUUUUCCACCAGAACCUCCAGCAGAUCAUAUAAUAUUUCAUACAUUUUCUCAAUCAAAGCCAUAUCGCUAUUGUAAUAAAUGUCAAGUAUGGAAGCCAGAUAGAACUCAUCAUUGUUCAAGUAGUGGAAAGUGUAUAUUAAGAAUGGAUCAUUAUUGUCCUUGGUUUGCUACUUGUAUAGGGUUUAGAAAUCAGAAAUUCUUUAUUCAAUUCUUACUUUAUAGUGGUAUUUAUUGUGGAUAUUUAUUUUUAGUAUCAAGUUCUAUAUUAUAUGUGUUUUUUGCAAAUGAACUAUAUGGUGAUGGGUUUUUAUCAAUUAAUUUGGUCAUUUUAUGUAUUUUAAGUAUAUCAUUUUCCAUAGCAUUAGGUGGAUUUGGAUUAUUUUCUGUAUACUUAUUAUUAAAUAAUUUUACAACCAUUGAAUUUCAAGAGAAAAGAUGGUCUAAACAAGGUAAUAGUAGUUUCAUAUAUGAAUUUGAUGAGCGUGGGAAAAAGCAGAAUCUUGGUCAUAUAUAUGAUAUUGGGUAUAAAAAAAAUUGGACAAGUAUAAUGGGUAAUACUUGGGCUCAAUGGUUAUUACCUAUUGGUUGUACAUCAAAUUCUAUUUAUGAAAAAUACAAUAAUGGAGUUAAUUUUGAAAUUAACGAAGAAUACUAUUCUAAAUGGUGCAAUAAUCUACAAUUACAGGAUCAAUUGAAUCAACAAUUAGCUGAUUAUAAAAAUCGAAUCAGAGCAGAAAGAGAGACAAGAACGAGCAAUGUCUAAAUAACAACAAUAUGUAAUUCAUUAUUUAUAUAUUUAUUUAUUUAUUAUAUAUUUAGCUUACUUUACUUUACUUUAUAGAUAUAAUAGUAAGUAGUAAAAAUAAAUGGCGGGU
Molecule: messenger RNA, 1279 nt
Organism: Scheffersomyces amazonensis
Lineage: Eukaryota; Fungi; Ascomycota; Pichiomycetes; Serinales; Debaryomycetaceae
Product: palmitoyltransferase
Exons: 1
Coding region: 4-1167 (387 amino acids)
Molecular function (GO): palmitoyltransferase activity
Source: RefSeq, a predicted model, not a curated record